CUGGAUUUGUUUGGUUACUGUUUGGGAAUUAUUCGCUCGUGUUUUCGAAUUUUUUUUGAAAUAAAAUUUAUUGGUUAACUACUGCUACUUUUGCGAGAGAAAGAUUGUGUUGUGCUUCAUGUCAAAUUGAAAUUUAGAAAGUCAUGGGACGCAUCCGAGGCCUUGAGCUUCAAUUCAACUUAAUUAAGGACCAACUGAAGUGCAGAGAAGACUGCAUUGUCGUUGCCUUGCACUGCAUCCUCAUCAAUGAAGGUCUUCAGUGCGUCGGGACCGGUGACAUCUGGCCUAACCAACUGAAGGGCAGCGAGCUGUUGCCCUCAGAUUGGAAUGCAAAUGCAGAAGUUUACUCUUUGCGAUACACAGAUGCAGCUCAAGAAAACAGAUAUUUAUUGAAAGUCGUCAAAGCUGGACAUUCGAUGCAUGUCAACGUUGCUCUCAACGAAACAAAAUCAGCCACCAUGUCUGUUAAGGUCGCCCAAGUAGUCAGUGAUAAUUUUAGCGACUAUUCCGAAACUUAUUUCGAGCUCGACCCUCUUGUGAAGAACUUCAAGGACAGCAUCAUGUCGCAGUUGAAUCCUAAAGACAAUAGUCCAAAACGCAAAAUCCAAACAGAUGGACCUGUAGAUCCUUCUCCUCCACCUUCCAUGCCUAAUCCGGAUUUGAGGUCCAGAAGUUCGCCAGGCUCUUUUGGACCACUUAGUGUUGGGCCACCUAGAAUUGGUGGUCAAGACUUGGAUCCUUUUGGAAGGGCAGAAGGAGGUAUGCUGUUCGAUCCCAGCAACUUUGGAAUUCCUGCGCGUCCCUCUCUUUCCGAUUUUGGUCGUGGGGGUUUGCCAAGGGGGGCCGUGCCUCCUGGCAGUAGAUUUGAUCCUAUCGGACCCCCGAUGCCCGGAGGACCUCGCUUUAAUCCCAAUCCUGAUCACUACCGGCCCCCCGAUUACGAUGAUUAUUUCAUGUAACAAGUCGACGUUAAAGGAAUGAUAUUAUGUUUGCUAUUUUUCGAACUGCUGUUGAUUUGUGUAAAUUUUAUUUGUUGAAACCUAAUUGUAUGUUCAGCAUCAUAAUAAAUAUUUAAAAAAGGCCGAACC
Uloborus diversus is the source of this 1088-nucleotide messenger RNA. RefSeq names its product proteasome inhibitor PI31 subunit-like (gene PI31). Gene Ontology annotation, molecular function: endopeptidase inhibitor activity; proteasome binding. Gene Ontology annotation, biological process: proteasome-mediated ubiquitin-dependent protein catabolic process. Bases 144 to 959 code for a protein of 271 amino acids. The record is from RefSeq and is a predicted model, not a curated record. Lineage: Eukaryota; Metazoa; Arthropoda; Arachnida; Araneae; Uloboridae. The transcript has 2 exons.